Molecule: messenger RNA, 266 nt
Organism: Staurois parvus
Lineage: Eukaryota; Metazoa; Chordata; Amphibia; Anura; Ranidae
Source: the annotation of a GenBank genome assembly
GCCCAAACUCAAAAAAGCCUAUAAAAAGGUACCAGGGGCAUCUCAUGGCGCCCCCUACUGACCCCGGGCCCUCGGGCGGUGCCCGAGUUUCCAAAUGGUCAGUCCGCCCCUGACCUGUACACACACACACAGACAUGUACAUACACAAACAAACGUACACACACGCACAGAGACACAUACACGCACAUAGACACAUGUACACACACACAGACACAUGUAUACACAAACAGGCAUGUACAGACACACAUACACACAGAUACAUGUAC